Messenger RNA from Ambispora gerdemannii, 159 nucleotides. Lineage: Eukaryota; Fungi; Glomeromycota; Glomeromycetes; Archaeosporales; Ambisporaceae. The record is from the annotation of a GenBank genome assembly.
AUGCCAGUAGAAAAUUUGGAACAAAUAAUCAGAGAAAAACUUGCUAUUCAAAUUCAAACACCUGGUAUGCCUGGUUCAAGAGUAGAACAAAUUAUAAUUUUUUCUACUCCACUAUAUGAAAAUUGUGCCGUGGUUAUUAGCAAAUUCACUAUGUAUGCU